Molecule: messenger RNA, 1434 nt
Organism: Toxotes jaculatrix (banded archerfish)
Lineage: Eukaryota; Metazoa; Chordata; Actinopteri; Toxotidae
Product: F-box only protein 39-like
Exons: 6
Coding region: 1-1434 (477 amino acids)
Molecular function (GO): protein binding
Source: RefSeq, a predicted model, not a curated record
AUGGAUAAGGAGUUUGUCCCCAUGCACAGACAAGACAGUGCUGAGGAGGGAGGUUUUUGUUUAGAAGAUGUGGGCAGUGAGGUAAAGAUGGGUGAAGACAACCUGGACAACUGGGGGUCACUUCCUAAUGUGUGCUUGCAGCACGUCUUCAGGUUUCUUCAUGAUCAUGAUCGCAUGAACGCAGACAUGGUUUGUCAUCACUGGCACAAUGUCAUGCGCUCUCCGGCUCUCUGGCGCUCCCGCUUCUUCCAUUUCAGUGGUCGGCUAUCCAAAUUCAGGCAGUCUGAACACAGCUAUGCUGUGACCUAUGUCCGUUACCUGGGAGUCCACCUGGAGAGGCUGGAGGUGUUUGUGUGCCCUCCACGCAAGUUCUUGGUAGCCCAACGUCUCGCACGAACCAUCAAUGGACUGUUCUCUGAGCUUACCAGAGUAAAGGCCCCACUGCGGUCCCUCUCCCUUGUAAGACUGGAGUUGGACCGGAGAGCCUGGACGUUAGGGCACAGGAGCUCUUUGGUAAACAACCUGAUUCUCUUCCUCCGCAGAGGGGCCUCAAAGCUCACCUCUGUUCAUCUGAGCAGGAUGAGAAACUCCAUGGAACAGGGUCUGAUGCUGCUUUCUGCCCUGUCACAUUAUCAGAGAUGCUUCCACUCCCAGCGCUGUCUCUCCUCUUUACACUUGGUGGGAUUCUUUUCUGGGUCUGUGCAUGCCUACCUUAGCUCCAAUAUUCCCUCUGUCCUGGUCCAACUGCGAGACCUCACCAACCUGAGCCUGAGUUACUCCUGUCUGUCAGACGAGCUCCUAACAGCACUUCAGCGCAGACACAGAGAACGGUGGCAAAACUCCAGUAGAGAUGGGAGCCCCUUGCAAACAAUUUCACUGCACUGCACGCUGGAUGAGCCCCAUCAACAGGUGGUGAGUGGUGACUCAUGGGCGGCUCUGGCAUCAAGAUGCCCGGACCUGAAAGUAAUGCUCACAGUGGACCAAGUCAUUAAUCCUGACCACCUUGCAAGGAUACUGCUGCGUGAGAUUCCUCUGACAGAAUAUACCAUGACAGCUUUCUACUCCCCUAAUGAAGACUGGAGUGCCACGCCCCUCCUCUGUAACAUGCUGCCUCAUUACAGAUGGAGCCUGCAGUAUCUGACUCUAAACCUGAGCAACUGCAGUGAAUCCCUGGAUGAGGAGCUGCUGGAGCUGGUUGAGGUGUGUGAGCGUCUGGAGGACCUGAGACUCUGGGCUUUUUUAGAUAUCAGGACUGUGGAGAAGCUGCUGCAAAUCAGACUGGCACGAAGGAGCUUGCUCAACAUGAUCAGAGUGAGAAUCUACUCAAUAAACAACACUAUAGAGCAGGAAGACCAGCUGAAGGAAAUUCUCUCUUCCUACCCGAUCCUCCCCCCUGAACUGAAUUUUUUCGCCAUUAUCUUCCCCUUUGUGUGA